This is a messenger RNA of Notolabrus celidotus (New Zealand spotty), 1105 nucleotides long. It is a transcript of the gene znf706, whose product is annotated as zinc finger protein 706. The record is from RefSeq and is a predicted model, not a curated record. Lineage: Eukaryota; Metazoa; Chordata; Actinopteri; Labriformes; Labridae. The transcript has 4 exons. Bases 145 to 375 code for a protein of 76 amino acids.
CAUUGAACGCAGCAGUAGCCCUCAGCUGUCUGAGACCUGAGCAGCUGUCACUUGAUUUUGUGUACUCAGCUAACAGACACGCACUGUUAUUUCCAGAGAUGCCUUUCAUGAAAUAACCCUCUACUACUCUUGAACUUUGCCACAAUGGCGCGUGGGCAUCAGAAGAUUCAGUCCCAGCAGAAAAAUGCAAAGAAACAGGCCGAGAUGAAGAAGGCCAAGGGUCAUGAUCAAAAAACAGCAGCAAAGGCAGCGCUAGUUUUCACCUGUGCUGUGUGUAAGUCCCAGAUGCCGGACCCGAAAACAUUCAAGCAGCACUUUGAGAGCAAGCAUCCGAAAUCACCCAUGCCCCCUGAGUUAGAGGGAGUGGAGGCAUAAGCAAUCACACUGGAUACCAAACCUGAGUUUCUCAAGGCCCUGCACCUAAUCUGCACCCAUCUCAAUCUGGCAACAUUGGAUGAUUUGAUGCAACAAACCUGGGGCAUUUAUCCUCAACUAGACUUUAAAUGGGCCAGGUUGCCUUUGAUGCAAUGCUUUCUCCCAUCUGGUAUUAGCGUUUGUUUAAUAACACUAGACAUGACUGAGGGUUUUGAUUUCAAAGUUAUUGAAGAACUGUACAAUCCAGGAGCAAUCCACAGACUCCUCACUGCCCUAAUGUGUUGUACACAUAGGAAUAUUUAUUGCUGCUAGCGCGUGUUCCUCCUUAUCUCUAGCUUUGAUGGCCUAAAUAUCUGACGAAACCUUUGUAGCCACCAUGCCACAUGAGGAAGAAUCCAUGCAGUGUCCUUAAACAAAGCUUGGUUUUGGCUUGAAUGGGAGAAUUCUGAUUUGCUGCAACCAGGGCAAUGAAAAUGUGACCUCACCUAUUUUAGCUUUUAGUAUUAAAUACAAAGGCUGUGAAAAUGUCCCCUAUAUCCAAUAUGAUAUGCCUCCACAGCGCUGUCUGCCUUGUUCUACUACUGUAAUUUGUCAUCCAGCUAACCCUGAUUUCAUGUUGGCUAAUAAGAAUGUGAAAUUUUGCUAUAGCCGUUUCCAAGAUGCUACAUUAAUCAUCAAAUAAAAUUUUACGGGAGUUUGUCAGCAAAAUUUGUAUGCUUGGAAAAUGAAU